CCAGCCCUGCAGUAGGGUAGCCCUGCCUUUUCGUGUUGCUGAUUCCAAUCCGCUUAACUCGUGGCGAAAUUUGCAUUUACCAUUUCGCAGACAAAUCGCAGUGCAAAACAAAAUGCCGGGCGUCGAGACGAUCAAAUCCUCCUGGGCGGAUGAGGUGGAGCUGGACUACGGCGGCCUGCCGCCGACGACCGAGACGGUGGAGAACGGGCACAAGUACGUGACCGAGUACAAGUACAACAAGGACGACAAGAAGACGAAGGUGGUGCGCACGUACAAGAUCUCCAAGCAGGUGGUGCCCAAGACGGUGGCCAAGCGGCGCACCUGGACGAAGUUCGGCGAGUCGAAGAACGACAAGCCGGGUCCCAAUUCGCAGACCACCAUGGUCUCCGAGGAGAUCAUCAUGCAGUUCCUCAACUCCAAGGAGGACGAGAAGGCCAACGAUCCGCUGCUGGAUCCCACCAAGAACAUUGCCAAGUGCCGCAUUUGCAACGGCGAGCAUUGGUCGGUCAAUUGUCCCUACAAGGGCACCGCCAUGGACACCAAUCUGAUGGAGAAGAAGGCCUCGGCCGCCGCAGCGGCUGCCGUGGAUGCCCCCAAGUCUGGGAAGUAUGUGCCUCCCUUCCUCAAGGACAGCCAAAAGGGCGGACUGGGAAUGCGGGGACGCGAUGAUACGGCCGCCAUCAGGAUAUCCAAUCUGUCGGAGUCCAUGACCGAGGCGGAUCUCGAGGAGCUGGUGAAGAAGAUCGGGCCGCAGAGCAAGAUGUACCUGGCCCGCGACAAGAACACCGGCCUCUGCAAGGGAUUCGCCUAUGUGCACUUCAAGCAGCGCAAGGAUGCCGCCGCCGCCAUCGAGAUCCUCAACGGACACGGCUACGACCAUCUCAUCCUCAGUGUCGAGUGGUCCAAGCCGCAGAACAAUUAGUUCCCGUUCCAGUCCCGCUCUAAAUACAAAUAUACCCGCGUUUACUGCUCACACGAGUUCGUACGGAUCGAUCACACAAUUUGUCCCUAUGCUAUAUAAGUUUGCUACAAAUAAAAAGAGAAAACUGCCCUUACGGGGGCACCGAAAACGAGCUUA
This is a messenger RNA of Drosophila takahashii, 1078 nucleotides long. It is a transcript of the gene eIF3g1, whose product is annotated as eukaryotic translation initiation factor 3 subunit g1. NCBI's taxonomy places the organism in Eukaryota, Metazoa, Arthropoda, Insecta, Diptera, Drosophilidae. Gene Ontology annotation, molecular function: RNA binding; translation initiation factor activity. The record is from RefSeq and is a predicted model, not a curated record. Gene Ontology annotation, cellular component: cytoplasm; eukaryotic translation initiation factor 3 complex.